AUGCAGACAGAAGAAGAUGCUGAAGAUAAAGAUGACAGAAGGGCAUCAAAUCCUAAAGAUGACAAUACUGUAUCCGAAGAGAUCAAAGAGGUUGGCGUAGUUCCUCUUGAUGGGAAUGACCCUCUGAUAUACUCGAAACAAGUUUCUACACCUCCCUAUUCUUUCCUAGAUGAGGAUGCUAAGUAUAAUGAAAAUUCUCCUCCGCCUUGCUAUAUCCCAUAUGCCACUUUAUCGAAACCUAAGGCAACUGUAAAAUUAGACAUCUUGAAAGGACUUGAGAUCAAUGAUAAAGGUAUUCUUCAGUGCACAGAUCCCCAAAUGCUUGAAAAAUCAAAGGGAAUUCUCACUUAUGUUAUUAAGGAAAUUGCCAAAUGCAUCUUUACAGGAAGAGGUGUAGUAGGCAUCUCACUUCCUGUCAGAAUUUUUGAACCCCGCUCAGCUCUAGAAAGAGUCCUUGAUGGGUUCAGCUUUGCACCAGAGUAUCUUAAUAGGGCAUGUAAGACAAGAGAUUCUGUGGAGAGAAUGAAGUUAGUGACAGCGUUUGUUGUAAGUGGGAUGUAUAUGAGAGCCAAUCCUUUCAAACCAUUUAACCCAAUACUUGGAGAGACUCUUGAAGGUAAAUACUCUGAUGGUACUAAGAUAUACAUGGAGCAUACAAGUCACCAUCCUCCUAUAUCCAAUUACCUCAUCGAAGGGCCAAAAGAUGCUCCUUACACUUUCCACGGAAAUAAUGAAUUUGUAGGAAAUAUUAAAAGCAGGGGUAAUAUUUUAAACAUCCUCUUCAAGGGUCCAAACACUAUUACAUUUCCAGAUGGAGAAGAAAUAACAUUUUAUAAUCACACUAACAAAGUUAAAGGGCUUCUGUCUGGGGCUAAGCUAAUCUCAAUGGAUAGCAUCCUCACAGUAGUCAAUGAGGAGAAAGGCCUGAAAACAGCCAUUUUUAUGGAACCAAAAGCUAAAGAAGUCCAAGAUGAUGAAGACCCAAAUUACUUUGAAGGUGUUCUCUACUAUUCUGAUGGAACUCCUUGGAAGAAAGACCCUGACAUGAUCUCCAAAAUUAGUGAUUUAGAUGAAGAAAUCUGAACAAUUCACGGAUCUUGGCUAGAUUAUCUCAAGAUAGAUGAAGAAGAUUACUGGGAUAUUGAUACUAAAACACCUUCCCGAGUCCAAUUCUUGAAAAAGAGUCUUCCUUCAGAUCAUCGGUACAGAGAAGACCUUAUCUGGCUCUUCUAUGAAAAUGAGAAAUAUGCUCAGGAGUGGAAAACUAAGCUCGAAGUUCAACAAAGAAAAGAGAAAAAGAACAGGAAAACAGCUGAAAAUAAACGCAAGAAGAAUAUUAAAUUUGUUUCAAAAUUUUAG
Moneuplotes crassus is the source of this 1359-nucleotide messenger RNA. NCBI's taxonomy places the organism in Eukaryota, Ciliophora, Spirotrichea, Euplotida, Euplotidae. The record is from the annotation of a GenBank genome assembly.